Penicilliopsis zonata CBS 506.65 is the source of this 2372-nucleotide messenger RNA. RefSeq lists its product as hypothetical. Lineage: Eukaryota; Fungi; Ascomycota; Eurotiomycetes; Eurotiales; Aspergillaceae. The record is from RefSeq and is a predicted model, not a curated record. The transcript has 3 exons. Bases 83 to 2263 code for a protein of 726 amino acids. Gene Ontology annotation, molecular function: tryptophan synthase activity. Gene Ontology annotation, biological process: L-tryptophan biosynthetic process. Gene Ontology annotation, cellular component: cytoplasm.
CCCCCCCCCCCCCCCCCUCCCUAUCUCUCUCUCUCUCUUUUUCUCUAAGUCUUCUCCCCUCUCUGCUACACCCUCAGUCAACAUGGAGCACAUUCGGAGCACAUUCGCCAAGUGCAAGCAGGAGAAGCGUGCCGCGCUGGUCGGCUAUUUCACUGCUGGAUAUCCCACGGUUGAGCAGACGGUAGAUAUUCUCCUGGGAUUGGAGAAUGGUGGUGCCGAUAUCAUCGAACUGGGCCUCCCCUUCACAGAUCCGAUUGCCGAUGGCCCCACGAUCCAGAAAGCCAACACGAUCGCCCUGGAGAACGGCGUGACGGUGACGACCGUGCUGGAGAUGGUCCGCACCGCCCGCAACAGAGGCCUCAAGGCCCCCGUGCUCUUCAUGGGCUACUAUAACCCGCUCAUGCAGUAUGGCGAGGAGCGCAUGCUCAAGGACUGCCGCGAGGCCGGCGUCAAUGGCUUCAUCAUGGUCGAUUUGCCACCCGAGGAGGCCGUUCGCUUCAGAGAUCUAUGUGCCAGCAAUGGACUCUCAUAUGUCCCCCUCAUCGCCCCCUCCACCUCCGACGCCCGCAUGAAACUGCUGUGCAAGAUUGCCGAUUCCUUCAUCUACGUCGUCUCUCGCAUGGGUGUGACUGGUGCCACGGGCUCGCUCAGCGCUCACCUGCCCGAACUCCUGGCCCGCGUGCACCAGUACUCGGGCAAUAUCCCUGCCGCGCUCGGCUUCGGCGUUAGCACCCGCGAGCACUUCCUCUCCGUCCAGGAGGUCGCCGAGGGUGUCGUCAUCGGCAGCCAGAUCAUCACCGUGCUGGGUCAGGCUCCCGCCGGCCAGGCCGCCGCCAAGGUCACAGAGUACCUGUCCAGUAUCACUGGCCGUCAGCUGGAGCGCGACACCCAGGGUAAUCUGACCCGUGAGAUUAAGGUGCUGGAUGUGGUGGAGAAGACGCAGGCGAUCCCCCAGGCCCACCCGACCCAGGUGAUCACUGAGGCCGACACGCCCGCCGGACCGGGCCUGGCUGACCAGCUCGAGGCAUUGAACAGUGAUGCCAGCAGCGCCAACCCGGCGGCGAUCCCGUCGCGCUUCGGCGAGUUCGGCGGCCAGUACGUGCCCGAGUCGCUCAUGGACUGCCUGGCCGAGCUGGAGAAGGGAUUCGAGACGGCGCUCAACGACCCCAAGUUCUGGGACGAGUUCCGCUCCUACUACCCGUACAUGGGGCGCCCCAGCAGCCUGCACCUGGCGCAGCGACUGACGGAGCACGUGGGCGGGGCCAACAUCUGGCUCAAGCGUGAGGAUCUCAACCACACGGGCAGCCAUAAGAUCAACAACGCACUGGGCCAGAUCCUGAUUGCGCGCCGGCUGGGCAAAACGCGCAUCAUCGCCGAGACGGGCGCGGGCCAGCACGGCGUCGCCACCGCGACCGUGUGCGCCAAGUUCGGCAUGAAGUGCGUGGUGUACAUGGGCGCCGAGGACGUGCGGCGCCAGGCGCUCAACGUCUUCCGCAUGAAGCUGCUGGGGGCGUCGGUGGUGGCGGUCGACGCCGGCAGCCGCACGCUGCGCGACGCCGUCAACGAGGCCCUGCGCGCCUGGGUCGUCGACCUUGACACAACCCACUACAUCAUCGGCUCGGCCAUUGGCCCGCACCCGUUCCCCACCAUCGUGCGCACCUUCCAGUCCGUGAUCGGCAACGAGACAAAGGAGCAGAUGCAGCAGCUCCUCGGCAAGCUGCCUGACGCCGUGGUCGCCUGCGUCGGCGGCGGCAGCAACGCCGUCGGCAUGUUCUACCCCUUUUCCAACGACCCCACCGUGCAGCUCGUCGGCGUCGAGGCCGGCGGCGACGGCGUCGAUACCCCGCGCCACUCCGCCACUCUCACAGGAGGCAGCAAGGGCGUCCUGCACGGCGUCCGCACCUACGUCCUCCAGGACCAACACGGCCAGAUCUCCGAAACCCAUUCCAUCUCCGCCGGCCUGGAUUACCCGGGUGUCGGCCCGGAGUUGUCCUCGUGGAAGGAUAGCGACCGCGCCACCUUCAUCGCCGCCACCGACGCAGAAGCCCUGAUUGGCUUCCGCACUCUAGCCCAGCAGGAGGGUAUCAUUCCCGCUCUGGAAUCGUCCCAUGCUGUCUUUGGUGCUAUGCAACUUGCUAAAUCCAUGGGACCGGGCAAGGAUAUCGUUCUUAACCUUUCCGGCCGCGGCGACAAGGAUGUCCAGAGCGUCGCGGAUGAGUUGCCCCGUCUUGGUCCGAAGAUCGGUUGGGAUUUGCGGUUUUAAAAAACUAAAAAAGUAUACUUUAUAUAGCUAGUUCUCGGUCAACCAAAAGGAUAUCUACAUCUGUUUCUUACAAGUAUAUAGCCACUGUACUGUAUAGCUAGUUGUCUAC